Molecule: messenger RNA, 1932 nt
Organism: Fusarium keratoplasticum
Lineage: Eukaryota; Fungi; Ascomycota; Sordariomycetes; Hypocreales; Nectriaceae
Exons: 2
Coding region: 1-1932 (643 amino acids)
Biological process (GO): protein import into peroxisome matrix, docking
Cellular component (GO): cytosol; peroxisomal membrane
Molecular function (GO): protein binding
Source: RefSeq, a predicted model, not a curated record
AUGUCGUUCCUGAGCGGUGGUGCCGAGUGCUCUUCCUCUGCGAACCCCCUCAGCCAGCUUCACAAGCACACACAAAAUGACAGAACCCUUCAGCAAGACCGGCUCGUCGGUCGAGGCCCCGGCGGCCAAUUAAAUGGGUUCAGAAGCCAGAGCGCAAACGCUCCUCAAGACGAGAUGAUGAAUGGCUUCCUCAACCAGGGUCCCAGCCUUCAGCAAGAGUUUCCUAUGCAGCCAGGUCAGAUGCCGCUUGGCCCAGCCCAGAGCCACAUGCGCGCCAACUCAGCAUCGCCAACAUGGGCCCCCGACUUCAACGGCCAGGCCGCCAUGGAGUCGGCCUUCAAGCCGCCGCCAGCCGCAGCAGCGCAUUUCAACACUGACGAGUUUGCCCGUUUCCAGCAGCUAAACGGACAAAGCUCUUCCUCAAGAGCGAGUCCCAUGCAGAGCAACGUUCCAAAUCAGAUGAACCAACAACGACCCAUGAUGAGCGGCAUGAUGAACCGACCCAUGGGUUAUCAACCCAUGUUUCAACCCAUGUACCAGAACCAGCAGCCUAUGCAUCAACAACCCCAGCAGGACGUCAAGGGAAAGGGCCGCCUCGUAGAGCUCGACGAUCACAAGUGGGAGGAGCAGUUCGCCGAGAUGGAGCUGCAGGACAAGGGCAAGGAGAAGGAGCAAGAGGAAGCGACCGCUGCAGAGCGGGAGCUCAAUGAAAUGGACAAGGGCUUGACGUCCGAAACUAAUGAGUUCGGUGACUUUGAAUCCAUUUGGAAAGGAAUCCAAGCUGAGACCGCUGCCAAUAGAUCCAUGGUCAACGACGAGAUGUUCGACCAAUUCGAUACCGAGUGGAGCAACAACAUGAUGCCCGACUUCGAGGGCAUGGGCGACUGGGGCCGCCUCGGCGAUCCGGCCGUUGAGAACUACCUAUUCGAAGAGGACAACUUCUUCCGCGACGAGAAGAACGCUUUCGAGGAGGGCGUGCGCAUCAUGAAGGAGGGCGGCAACCUCUCGCUGGCCGCUCUGGCCUUUGAAGCCGCCGUCCAGCAGAACGCCAGCCAUACCGAGGCGUGGGUGUAUCUAGGAACGGCCCAGGCGCAGAACGAAAAGGAGACGGCGGCAAUCCGGGCGCUCGAGCAUGCUCUCAAGCUCGACCCCAACAACCUGGCAGCCCUGAUGGGUCUCGCCGUAUCGUACACCAACGAGGGCUACGACAGCACAGCAUAUCGCACCCUCGAACGGUGGUUGUCAGUUAAGUAUCCCAAUAUCCUGGACCCCAAGGACCUGCACCCCCCUGCCGAGAUGGGCUUCACGGACCGACAGCAGCUACACGACAAGGUGACGAACCUGUUCAUCAAGGCAGCACAGCUGAGCCCUGACGGAGAGCAUAUGGACCCUGACGUGCAAGUCGGCCUGGGUGUCCUCUUCUAUGGCGCAGAGGAUUAUGACAAGGCCGUUGACUGCUUCCAGUCAGCUCUCCACUCCUCGGAACUUGGCACCUCGAACCAGCAGGAGCAGCUUCACCUCCUCUGGAACCGACUGGGUGCGACGCUCGCCAACAGUGGACGGUCCGAGGAGGCCAUCGCAGCUUAUCAGGAAGCACUGGCUAUCGCACCCAACUUUGUGCGUGCCCGUUACAACCUGGGUGUCAGCUGUAUCAAUAUCCACUGCCACCAUGAGGCCGCCUGCCACUUCCUGGCGGCCCUGGAGAUGCACAAGGCCAUUGAGAAGUCCGGCCGCAGCAAGGCCUACGAGAUCUUGGGCGACAACGCUGGCAACGUCGACGAGACACUCGACCGCAUGUCGGCGCAGAAUAGGAGCAGCACUCUGUACGAUACGCUCCGCCGUGUCUUUACCCAGAUGGGCCGCAGGGAUCUGGCCGAGAAGACAGUUGCUGGUGUAGAUCCGGACAUCUUCCGACCAGAGUUUGAGUUCUGA